AUUUUUUCGGACAAAUGGGAGUAAACUAAGUCUUCCUCUUAUUUCGUCCUCCUCGUCUUCACUAGCCCUUCAUGGCUCUCCUCCUUCGGUCUUCGUGCCCGCCGAUCUGUUCUGCAGUCCCUGCAGUGCUCUUUAACCGCAGGCGUCUUGCUUACGCCGCUCCACAGUCGUCGCUCUCCGCCGGCGAUAUGGCGAGGAGCAGCGGCGCUGAGUUCUUCCAAGACGACACCAGACCCAUCAUGCUCUUCGAUGGCGUGUGCAACCUUUGCAACGGGGGCGUCCGGUUCGUGAGAGAGAACGACCGCAAUAGGUUCGGUUCUGUGUUGAUUUCCUUAUUUUUACAUACAUACCAGCCAACUCUUAUGUAUUUACAUAUCUAACAUGUAAACUUUGGU
Phalaenopsis equestris is the source of this 395-nucleotide messenger RNA. RefSeq lists its product as uncharacterized. NCBI's taxonomy places the organism in Eukaryota, Viridiplantae, Streptophyta, Magnoliopsida, Asparagales, Orchidaceae. Bases 72 to 380 code for a protein of 102 amino acids. The record is from RefSeq and is a predicted model, not a curated record. The transcript has 2 exons.